Molecule: messenger RNA, 4728 nt
Organism: Macaca mulatta (Rhesus monkey)
Lineage: Eukaryota; Metazoa; Chordata; Mammalia; Primates; Cercopithecidae
Gene: MSS51
Product: MSS51 mitochondrial translational activator
Source: RefSeq, a predicted model, not a curated record
CUCGUGAUCCACCCGCCUCAGCCUCCCAAAGUGCUGGGAUUACAGGCAUGAGCCACCAUGCCUGGCCACAAAUUGUUAAUUAUUAUAACUCUCUGCUUGCCAUAAUGUUAACUUACAAAGCAGUCCAUGAGUUUGCUCUAAGGUUAUGCAUUGCAUACCUUAAAGAUUGUUGUUGAUGUUGUUUUAUGAAAGCUAUUCAGUAAAGAGUUUAUCUGGCUAACAUAGACCCAAUAGAAAAAUUAAAAAGUAAAUAAAGUAAGAGUUUAACUAGUAUAUCAGGUGCCAGGAACUUCCUUAGCCCUUAGAUGCAUAACUAGCAUUAUAUAGUGUUUGUGGGAAUCAUGGGUCAGCAUUAAGUACUAUCAGCAAAAAAACUAUGGAUUGAUGGUAAAAGUUAAGAGGAAAAUAAGAGAGAGGAACCACACUCAGGAAAAGCAAUAUACCUGAAGAGUGAUAAAGUAUCACACAGUGGCUCACAGACCACUUACUACAUGUUGAAUAGGAACCUCUUUCUAGUCUUUCUUCAUAAUUCGUUUCACAACAUACCAUUUAUUAAGAUUUUUAAAAUACAACUAAUGAUGAAUACAAAUUGUGAAAAGUUCAGACUUUUUAAAUUGUAACUUUAAAUGUCUACCAGAGCAAGUCAGUGAUGGUAAAAUAUAAGUAUUCAACAUCAAAAUUUUUCUAUAUUACCAUUCUCCUUUAUAUUCAUUGACAACUUCUGAAUUAGAAAAGUCAAUCUCUGAUGUCUUGUAUCUUCUGCAGUUCAGCCAUUAUUAACAGAACUAACAUUUGAGGUUCUCAGCUAAAUUUUGAAGCCCGUUAAAUUUGAAGUUGGCCUAAACUUUUGCUCAAAGUGAAUUACCCCUAUUUUAUUUAGGGUUUUUGCCUAUUGCAACUGAUUUUCCUUUAUCCACAGCUGUUCUACAUAAUGUUAUGCAGUGUUUGGUUGAAUCCUUAACACUUUUCUUGCACUUUGCCUGCGUGUAGUUUGUACUUUCUGCAGUUUGGGGUUCCUGUGUGGAUUUGAUUUGCCACAUUCCGGGACCUCAUUGCAAGUGAUUCUGUUCCACAGUUUGAUGAUGUUCACAGAAGCAGGUAAGUGAGAGCUGGGGCCAGAUAUAAGCAGAAAGUCAGAACUUUUUUAUUUAAAAAUUAAAAAAAAAAUUUUUUGGAGGGGGUAAGAAAGUUGUAUCUUGCAGUCUUUUAGGACCACUGCCCUAACAACAUCAGAUAGGAUAUCUGUAAGUAGAAAGAAGCUAGGAAUGUGGAAUUGAAUUUCCUGCAUCAGCUGCGAUUACAAGGAGGGUAAGAGAAUGGUUGAGCUGAUUCUUUUCUAUUUUCUUUUCCUGGAAAUAGUGUGUAUUUUUAGUCAUUAACUAAUAUUUUGGUUUUGUUUAAUAUCCCAGAAGCAUUUAUUCCUCUCUUAAACAGGUAAAGUGCUCCUGAUGACACUCACUCAGAGAAUUUACCUUACCCUUCUUUCAGGGAAAGUGAAUUUUACAAGUUAAUUCUGCAUGUUUCCCCUACAACUGAUUUCAUUCUGUAUCAUUAAAUGGCUAUUUAUUUUCUCCCUUCUACUUAGUCCAAGAUGGGACAUUGUUGAGUUUUGUUUGAACAGUGUUUGUUAUGCUAAAAAAGGACACUGGGCCUGGGGGAACUCAUCCUGUGUCUAGAUCAACAAAUAGAACUCUGGAGGAUUCCUGAUCCUCUGGUUCCUCCCACGUGGUUUGAAAGGUGCUUACCCUUUCCAAUCAAAUAUUGACUUCUGCACUAAUCCAAACGGUUUUUUUUCUGAAGCUGUAAACUGAAAACAGAAAUAUUGCCUUGAGUGAGAGAAAUCUAGGAAGCAGUAGGUUUCAUUUUUUGUCAGCCUGCCUGGCCUUUACUUGGCUAACACUUGGGAGUGUUGACAGUCCUGAGCCCUCUUGGCAGAGAACAAAGGUUAGAAAGAGAGAAGCCCUCAGGCAGGGGGACAGAUCUCUCUUUGCCUCAUUAGGGAGAAUUCAGCCUUGUCUGUCUGGUUGGCAGGGCACACUUAAUCACUGAGACUCAGCAUUUCAGCAGUUUGCAAAGGAAAGUGAUAUGAAGGGACAGCUGCAAGUAAGUCACAGCCUAGAUCUGAAGAGAUCAAGCACUCACUUCACUUGGAGGAAAGAGAGAAGGAAGGAAGCUGAGGACUUAGCAGGCUGCCUAUGGUGAUCAAUAACCAGUAAAUACUGAAUAAAUCUUACUGAUAACCUGGGUGUGAGAGACUUGAAUGAGAAGUGAAAGGUCAAGCAUAUGAAAACACUUCACAUGUGUCCAGCUUGUAAAAUUCUAUUCCAUGUCUGUUCUGCAUAUAGUCUCCACGUAUCACUGGACAGGCCAUGGCUCCACGGUCCCGGCGACGAAGGCACAGGAAACCUCCCUCAUCAGUGGCUCCCAUCAUUAUGACCCCAACCACAAUUGUGACCCCUAUGCCUCUGACCCCCUCAAAACCGGGCCCUAGCAUUGACACACUUGGCUUCUUCUCCUUGGAUGAUAAUGUUCCUGGCCUAUCGCAGCUGAUCCUUCAAAAGCUGAACAUGAAAAGCUAUGAAGAAUACAAGUUGGUGGUAGAUGGGGGUACCCCUGUAUCAGGCUUUGGAUUUCGAUGUCCUCAAGAAAUGUUCCAGAGGAUGGAAGACACAUUUCGAUUCUGUGCUCACUGUAGAGUACUCCCUAGUGGCCUUUCAGACUCCAAGGUUCUCCGGCACUGUAAGAGGUGCAGAAAUGUCUAUUACUGUGGUCCGGAGUGCCAGAGGUCAGACUGGCCUGCACACAGGAGGGUUUGUCAAGAGCUUCGUCUUGUGGCCGUGGACCGUCUCAUGGAAUGGCUUCUGGUCACAGGUGAUUUUGUCCUACCCUCAGGACCUUGGCCAUGGCCCCCUGAAGCUGUACAGGACUGGGACUCCUGGUUUUCUAUGAAGGGGUUACACCUAGAUGCUACACUGGAUGCUGUGCUAGUCAGUCAUGCCGUGACCACUUUAUGGGCCAGUGUAGGACGGCCAAGGCCAGACCCAGAUGUCCUGCAGGGAUCUUUGAAGCGGCUGCUGACAGAUGUCCUGUCACGGCCCUUGACUCUGGGCCUAGGACUUAGGGCCUUGGAGAUAGAUGUUAGGAGGAUUGGGGGAAGCACAGUGCAUGUGGUUGGUGCUUCCCAUGUGGAGACAUUUCUUACUCGCCCUGGGGACUAUGAUGAACUUGGCCACAUGUUUCCUGGGCACCUUGGACUCCGUGUGGUCAUGGUGGGUGUAGAUGUGGCUAAUGGCUUUUCACAGAGCACCUCAACUUCACCCCUGGAACCUGGCACAAUUCAGCUUAGUGCCCACAAGGGCCUCUAUCAUGACUUCUGGGAGGAGCAAGUAGAGACUGGGCAGACAGACCAUCCAGAUUUGGUGGCAGCAUUCCAUCCAGGUUUCCAUUCCUCCCCAGACUUGAUGGAGGCUUGGCUGCCCACCCUGCUGCUACUUCGUGACUAUAAGAUUCCUACAUUGAUUACUGUUUACAGUCAUCAGGAGUUGGUAUCCUCUUUGCAGAUUCUGGUGGAACUGGAUACACACAUCACUGCCUAUGGGGCUAAUCCUUUCAUGUCCCUCAAACCUGAACAGGUCUAUUCCAACCCCAACAAGCAGCCAGUAUACUGCAGUGCAUAUUAUAUCAUGUUUCUUGGAAGCUCCUGUCAGCUGGAUAAUAGUCAAUUAGAAGAGAAAGUGGAUGGUGGGAUUUAAAUAGAUCAUGACUGGACAUCUGGAAAAUGGGGAGGUUGUGAUGAAAUUACCCUGCUAAUGCCAAAUUCUUGCAAACUUUGAAAAACACUAUAUUCUAAACCUCAUUCACUGUUUGGGUAAAAAUUCUAAGCUGAAUGAGAGUUUUUGUAUAACGUAAUUAGUUUCUUUCUUUUUUUGAGAUGGAGUCUUGCUCUGUUGCCUAGGCUAGAGUGCAGUGGCGCGAUCUCGGCUCACUGCAGCCUCCACCUCCUGGGUUCAAGCGGUUCUCCUGCCUCAGCCUCCCUAGUAGCUGGGAUUACAGGUGCGCACCACCACACCUGGCUAAUUUUUGUAUUUUCAGUACAGACAGAGUUUCGCCGUGUUGACCAGGCUUGUAUCAAACCCUUGAUCUCAGGUGAUCUGCCUGCCUUGACCUCCCAAAGUUCUGGAAUUACAGGCAUGAGCCACCAUGCCCAGCCAAUGUAACUGGUUUCUAAGAGUUUAGCCACAGUACCUUUUAGAGAUAGGAAAUUAGAUUGAGUGGGUGGGAAGAGGCCCUGAUGUUAGUCUUUCCAGAGCUUAUAGUUCCUAACACUUUCCUUUGUAAGGAAGUUUACCUUUUGACUGGAACCAGAUGGCACUGAGGAGAAGAAUGAGAACCACCUUAUUCUUCUGAAAAAGACUUUCUUCUCAUCCAGUAAUUUGGGCUAAAAAAUGGAAAGAUGUUGAUGAUUUGAAGUGGUAGAAGAAUGGACAAGUCAGGGAAGUCACUGGGAACAUGGAUGAGGUUGUAAGCAUUGGUAUACUGUCCUGUUUCCUGGCUUUUUUGAGAGAAAUGUCUAAUUUUCCUGUUUUCUCUUGGGGACUUUUGACCCUAGAGUAGCCCUGGUGUUGUAUUUGAGAUAUCCCAAGCUAUAUCAGACUUUACCUGAAUAUACUGGAGUUACUUUUUAUCCCCCAUUCUAUAGCCCAAUAAACUCAGUUUGGGGCUUCUCAA